Molecule: messenger RNA, 756 nt
Organism: Tachyglossus aculeatus (Australian echidna)
Lineage: Eukaryota; Metazoa; Chordata; Mammalia; Monotremata; Tachyglossidae
Gene: PIGP
Product: phosphatidylinositol glycan anchor biosynthesis class P
Exons: 5
Coding region: 111-515 (134 amino acids)
Biological process (GO): GPI anchor biosynthetic process
Molecular function (GO): phosphatidylinositol N-acetylglucosaminyltransferase activity
Source: RefSeq, a predicted model, not a curated record
AUCCGACCGGUCUGCGCCUCCGCCCCCCCCCCCGCGGACGUCGGAGCUGAGGAGAUCUGGGCGGUUCGACCCGCUUAUAAGGAGCCGGAUUUUCCAAAGUCAAGGACACCAUGGUUGAAAAUUCCCCAUCGCCAUUGCCGGAAAGAGCGAUUUAUGGCUUUGUCCUUUUCUUAGGCUCUCAAUUUGGCUUCAUAUUAUAUCUCGUGUGGGCAUUUGUUCCAGAAUCUUGGUUAAGCUCCUUAGGACUAACGUAUUGGCCUCAAAAAUACUGGGCAGUGGCUUUGCCUGUGUACCUUCUUUUUACUUUAGUAAUUGCUUAUAUACUCUUGUUUGGCAUUAACAUGAUGAGUACUUCUUCACUCAACUCUAUUCAUACAAUCACAGAUAAUUAUGCAAAGAAUCAGCAACAGAAGAAAUCCCAAGAAGAAGCAAUCCCUGCCCUAAGGGAUAUCCCUAUUAGUGAAGUAAACCAAAUGUUUUUUCUUGCUGCUAGAGGCCUUUACACUAGAAACUGAAUUGUACGUACAUUGUUUCAACACAAAAUACUUACGAACUUUGGGAUAAAAAUUUCUUAAUUGUCCCACAAGUGACAAUGUUCCAUUUUCUCGGACUUGUAAAUUACCCAUAUUGAUUGACACAUGCAAAAUGUAAUAGUCAAACUCUGCUGUUUGAACAGGGUUACCAUUAUUUAGUUAAGCUAGCAAAUUUUCAUUAUUAGUUAACAAAAGAAAUAAAAUCCUCUGGUGAAUCAUCACA